ACCAUGGGAAAGCGGGAUAACCGGGUGGCCUACAUGAAUCCUAUAGCAAUGGCCAGAUGGAGGGGCCCAACUCAAUCUGCAGGCCCAACAAUACAAGAUUAUCUGAAUCGACCAAGGCCCACCUGGGAAGAAGUGAAGAAACAAUUGGAAAAUAAAAAGAAAGGCUCCAAGGCCUUAGCUGAAUUUGAAGAAAAAAUGAAUGAAAGUUGGAAGAAAGAGCUUGAAAAAAGCAGAGAGAAAUUAUUAAGUGGAAGUGAGAGUUCAACCAAAAAGAGAGAAAAAAAGAAAAAGAAAAAGAAGAAAUCUUGUCAGUUUUCAUCAUCUUCAUCAAGUGCUGAUUCUUCAAUCAGUUCUUCAGAUUCAGAAAAUGAAGAAAAGAAACCAGGAAAAAAGAGAAAGAAAAAGAAGAACCGCUCACACAAAUCAUCAGAAUGCUCAACGUCUGCACCAGAAUCAGAGAACAAGGAAUCUGUAAAAAAGAAAAAGAAGUCAAAGGUAGAAAUAAGGAAAGAAAAGUGUAUUAGAAGUCUCAGCAAAAAGAGAAAGAAAACUUAUCCUGAGGAUAAACCAUCUUCACCUGAGUCUUCAUCAGAAUCAGAUCAUGAAGAGGAAGUACAAGCAAAAAAGAAGAGAAAGCGUGAAGAGCAAGAAAAAGCAAUGGAAAAAGUAAAGAAGAAGAAAAAGAAACAACAUAAGAAACAUAGUAAAAAGAAAAAAAAGAAGUCUGGUUCAAGUCACAAGUCAGGAUAAUAUCAAGGAAAAAAAGC
This is a messenger RNA of Marmota flaviventris (yellow-bellied marmot), 767 nucleotides long. It is a transcript of the gene Fam133a, whose product is annotated as family with sequence similarity 133 member A. The record is from RefSeq and is a predicted model, not a curated record. Lineage: Eukaryota; Metazoa; Chordata; Mammalia; Rodentia; Sciuridae.